AACAGCAGCAGCCAGCAGGGCCAGGCCCUGUCUGCGAGCAAAUGAAUGCCAUAAUUGAGAGGGGUUGGUGGGCUUGUGAUAAAUGAGGACUUAUAUGUACGAGCCCUCACUCAAAGACCCUCAAGACAAGACUGAAACAAUCUGAUUCUUCACUCAAAUUCAAUCACAAAAGGGUAUCUUGGAUUUUAUUGGACCGCUCGAUUGCUCCGAUUCGAUUCCAACCUUGGGCUCCAUCUCACUGCUGAAUAAUGGAUUUAAGUACAAUGGAUCGGGGCCAAUUGACGCUGCUAGGAUCUGCAGCUUGUGUGAUGCUUACAAUGCAUUUCACAGUCCAGUUACUGUCACAACAUCUCUUUUACUGGAAGAACCCAAAGGAGCAGAAGGCUAUAAUAAUUAUUAUUCUUAUGGCUCCAAUAUAUGCAGUUGACUCAUUUGUGGGCUUAUUGGAUAUUCAGGGAAGCAAAACUUUUUUCAUGUUUUUGGACUCUAUUAAGGAGUGUUAUGAGGCUCUGGUGAUUGCUAAGUUCUUGGCUCUAAUGUAUAGUUACCUGAAGAUAUCCAUAAGCAAAAAUAUAGUGCCAGAUGAAAUCAAAGGAAGAGAGAUUCACCACUCGUUUCCUAUGACUCUUUUUCAGCCUCACACCGUUCGGCUAAACCACCAUACCCUGAAGCUACUCAAAUAUUGGACUUGGCAGUUUGUCAUCAUACGCCCAGUUUGUUCUGUUUUGAUGAUAACACUACAAGCACUUGGACUGUACCCCAGUUGGUUGAGCUGGACAUUCACUAUCAUUCUUAAUGUUUCAGUUUCAUUAGCGUUAUACUCUCUAGUGGUGUUUUACCAUGUGUUUGCAAAGGAAUUGGCACCGCAUUCCCCACUUGCAAAGUUCCUGUGCAUCAAGGGAAUAGUCUUCUUCUGCUUUUGGCAGGGAGUGGUGAUUGACGUAUUAGCUGCUGUAGGCGUCAUUCGAUCUCAUCAUUUCUGGUUAGAUGUGGAGCACAUUGAGGAAGCUAUUCAGAAUGUCUUGAUUUGUCUGGAGAUGGUGGUGUUUUCUGUUCUCCAGCAAUAUGCAUACCAUGUUGCACCUUACAGCGGAGACGUAGAAUCAAAAAUGAAAUUAAACAAGAAGAGGGAGUGAUUUGAAUAGUUUUCAUAUAAACAUAUACAAGAGUGUGAUUUCUUUUUCAAGUUUUAGUAAAAUGUAUCACCUCUCAAUAAUAUUACGUGUGUUUGGACCAACUUUGAGCUACUUUGAACUAUCUUCCUUAAAAGAUGAGGUGUUCAAUUGGA
Molecule: messenger RNA, 1288 nt
Organism: Prunus avium (sweet cherry)
Lineage: Eukaryota; Viridiplantae; Streptophyta; Magnoliopsida; Rosales; Rosaceae
Source: RefSeq, a predicted model, not a curated record